UUCUGUGUGCUCUCUGUCUUGAAGGUAACACGGCUUUACACGACUGCGCUGAGUCCGGGAGCUUGGAGAUCAUGAAGAUGCUCCUGAAGUACGGCUCCACCAUGGAGAAGGAUGGCUACGGGAUGACGCCGAUGCUCUCCGCCAGCGUGACGGGCCACACCAACAUCGUGGAUUUCCUCACGCAGCACCCUCAGACGGGCAGAACGGAGCGCAUCAACGCUCUGGAGCUGCUGGGGGCCACGUUUGUGGAUAAAAAGAGAGACCUGCUGGGAGCACUGAAGUACUGGAAGAGAGCCAUGGAUCUGCGGCACAGUGACCCCAACCACGUGCUCCUGAAGGACGAGCCCAAGCAGCUGGUGCCGGCCUACGACUACAGCAAGGAGGUGAACACGUUCGAGGAGCUCGACAGCUUGAUCGCAGACCCCGACGACAUGCGCAUGCAAGCGCUGCUGAUCCGAGAGCGCAUCCUCGGCCCGUCUCACCCGGACACAUCCUACUACAUCCGCUACCGGGGAGCCGUCUACGCCGACUCGGGCAACUUCGAGCGCUGCAUCAAGCUGUGGAAGUACGCUCUGGACAUGCAGCAGAGCAACCUGGACGCGCUCAGCCCCAUGACGGCCAGCAGCCUGCUGUCCUUCGCCGAGCUCUUCUCCUUCAUGCUGCAGGACCGAGCCAAGGGUCUUCUGGGCACCUCCGUGUCCUUCCAGCAGCUGAUGGAGAUCCUCAGCAAGAGCGUGCUGGAGAUCGAGCGUGCCGUCAAGCAGCCGCGGCCCGGCCCGGAUCCAGCGCAGCUCAGCAAGGUCCGCCUUCGUUCUGAUGUUCACAUGCCAAUCUACAAGCGCUGGAUGAAAUCACGUCUGCCCUACGUUUUUAUUUUCUAGUUUGAUAUCUGCUUGGAUUGAAAAUACAUCACAAUACAGUAGCGGAAGUCCGUGGAAACAUCAAAAAGCAUUAUUUAUGUUGGUAUAGUGUUUAAAUCAGGUGGUAAAUGUGAUGACCGUACACAUACAAACAGACUGGAAACAUCAUGACUGAUAUCUAAUCCGGUGUAGUUGUGUGUAGAUCGCUCCUGGAGUCUGUUUCUACAUGUGUGUGUGUGUUUGCACCAGAUAAACAUUGUCUU
Sinocyclocheilus grahami is the source of this 1123-nucleotide messenger RNA. RefSeq names its product protein fem-1 homolog C-like. Gene Ontology annotation, molecular function: protein binding. Lineage: Eukaryota; Metazoa; Chordata; Actinopteri; Cypriniformes; Cyprinidae. Bases 72 to 881 code for a protein of 269 amino acids. The record is from RefSeq and is a predicted model, not a curated record. Gene Ontology annotation, biological process: ubiquitin-dependent protein catabolic process. The transcript is spliced from 3 exons. Gene Ontology annotation, cellular component: ubiquitin ligase complex.